AUGGCGGGAACCAGUGGAAGUGGGAGGAGUGAAAGUGAGAAAGAGAAGACGAAGAUGAGGGAGAGGCAGAGAAGGGCCAUCACCACUAAGAUCUUCCAUGGUUUGCGCAAACAUGGUGGCUACAAACUCUCUCCUCGCGCCGACAUCAAUGAGGUCCUCCGCCAUCUUGCUAACGACGCCGGCUGGCUUGUGGAACCUGAUGGCACCACCUACCGCUCCAAUGUAGUGAAUUGCUGUCCGGCUUGUGGAAUCUCCAAAGCAAGCAUUGCCACAGCAAUAGCAACACCGAGCAGCAGUGUGGUCAUGGGUGGUGGUGAAUGUUCGACCACAGCUUCGCCACUUCGACUCCCUGAAUUUAACAGCAGUGGCAGUGGCACACACUCCAUUUCACCCUUGCCCAACAUGCCCGAAGGUGACCUAAACCAGCAGGAGGCCAGGGCAUCCAACUACACCACUCCUGUUGCUUCACCUCGCUCUUAA
Messenger RNA from Fragaria vesca subsp. vesca, 480 nucleotides. RefSeq names its product BES1/BZR1 homolog protein 1-like. The transcript is spliced from 2 exons. The coding region runs from base 1 to 480 and encodes 159 amino acids. Gene Ontology annotation, molecular function: DNA-binding transcription factor activity. NCBI's taxonomy places the organism in Eukaryota, Viridiplantae, Streptophyta, Magnoliopsida, Rosales, Rosaceae. Gene Ontology annotation, biological process: DNA-templated transcription; brassinosteroid mediated signaling pathway. The record is from RefSeq and is a predicted model, not a curated record.